This is a messenger RNA of Adineta steineri, 3288 nucleotides long. NCBI's taxonomy places the organism in Eukaryota, Metazoa, Rotifera, Eurotatoria, Adinetida, Adinetidae. The record is from the annotation of a GenBank genome assembly.
AUGUCAAAUAGAAAUGUUCCCGCAAAUACGACAGAAGCAGUAAUUCCAUUCAUUCAUGAUAAACAGAUAAAUUAUCAACAACCUAAACUUAGCAGAAAUGUUCGUAUACAAACAGAAUUAACUGCAAUCGAACUCGAUGAUGAAGCGGAAAAUUAUCGAAGAUACAAACGAACUAAAAAUAUUGGUAUUCAAGCAGGAUUUACAGAUGUUAGCUUGGACGAUCAACAACACUCAACAAAUCCUAGAGCCAGAAGCAAGAAUAAUUCAACACACAAGUUCGAUAGAACAGAUAGAAAUAUAAAUCGAGAAGGAACAGAUUAUCAAAGACAAACAAUGAUAUUAGAAGAAGAUCAAAAACUUACACAAACUGUUAUUAAAGAUAUCACUAAAAGUGAUGGAACAGAACCAAGUCCUAUUCUAGGAUAUUCGGAAGGACCUCUGUUACCACUUGCACAAGCAUGUGCUCCACUAACUGAUAUUUUUCAUAAUUUAUCAUUCUAUGUUGAAUUAGCAUUGAAGGAAACUCCUGAACAACCACCCGAUGGAUUAUCAGUUGAUGAAAGUGCUGCAAUUCGUCUUUAUACCAUUGAAUGGGAUAAACCUCAUCGAAGUCUCUAUUCAACACUUAAUUUUAAUCUUAAAAAUAAUGAUCGUGAAGGUCUUCUACCUUUUCACAGAUAUCUCAAAUUGUUCUUAACUGCUCUUGUUAAAUUACCAUGUGUUCCACCAUUAACUGUUUGGAGAGGAGUCACUAAAAACUUAAGUGCAGAAUUUCCACCGGGUACUGCUAUGACAUGGUGGGCAUUUUCAUCAUGUACUACUGAAAUGACUGUACUUGAAAAUAAUAUGUAUUUGGGACAAGAAGGUGAUCGAACACUUUUUUCUGUUGAAGCUAUGAAUGGUCGAACAAUCAAAGCACAUUCACAUUUUGUUACUGAAGAUGAAAUUGUUCUUAUGUCUGGUACUCAUAUGAUAGUUCAAUCACAACUUAGUCCAGCAGCUAAUCUAUAUAUUAUUCAUUUGAAACAAGUAGAACCAGAAAUAAUGACACUUGAACGACCAUUUGAAGGUGCACAUAUUUAUCCAAAAAUUCCACGUCCAUUUUAUCGAAAGAAAAGAUUUAUGAUUCCAAUUUGUUUAUUGCUUACUCUAUUUAUUGCAGGUGUUAUUAUUGGUGUUAUUUUGGGAACAAAAUCAAAAAAUAUGACACCUUUAAAAUCUGUAUGCAACAAUCCAUUUCAAUCACAAGCUAUUCCUGCCAGCACUGGAAAUUAUCCAUCAUCUGCUAUACUAGGUUACUUUGAUAGGGACACAUAUCUCGAUGCGGCAAUAGUGAAUUCAUACGAAAAUAGUGUGACUGUAUUGUUAGGAGUUAGAGAUAAUAUUUUUCAAAGUACACGACCUCUUACGGGUGAUCAACCAUCUUGUAUGAUAUCAAUUGAUCUGAACAACGAUAAGAACAUGGAUUUGGUAGUGACUAAUACAGCAGAAGAUUCAGUUACGGUUUUAUUUGGGUUUGGAAAUGGACUUUUUCGAGCUCCAGCCGAUUAUGUAGUGGGUAAUAGUCCAAAUUUUGUAACAUCAGCUUACCUUAAUAAUGAUACUCUACUGGAUUUAGCAGUAGUAAAUCAAGAUGAUUCUACUGUUACUGUGCUUUAUAACAGUGGCAAUGGGCUAUUUCUAAAUAGUACAACCUUUUCAGUUGGUCAGUACCCAUCGGUCAUAUUAUCGGGCGAUUUCAAUGGUGAUAGUAAAAUAGAUUUAGCGGUAUCGUACAAUUGGUCGCCCAAUAUUGGUGUGCUUUUUGGUAUUGGGAAUGGUUCUUUUAAUGUUGAAAUUACAUAUAAUACUGGUUACUAUCCAACUUCGAUGGUAUCUGCUGAUCUAAAUAAUGACAACAAAUUGGAUUUGGUAGCAGCUAAUAGUGUUGAUGGCAGUCUCACUAUACUGAUUAAUAAGGGAGAUGGAAAUUUUACGACUUCCACUCUUAAUUCGAUUGGCAAUUCCUUAACUUCUUUAAUAACUGCUGAUUUUAAUAAUGACAGUUACGCAGAUUUAGCAGUAACAAAUGCCCCUUCGUACAGUAUUAGUGUGUUACUUGGUAAUGGAAAUUCAUCUUUUCAAUCUACCAUCUCGUAUUACCUUGGUUACUAUGCAUUACAUCUUGUAUCCGGUGAUUUCAACAAUGAUAAUAACAUAGAUUUAGCAACAGUAAAUGAUUAUGAUUACAGUGUUAGUAUCGCACUGGGCAUUGGAAAUGGUAAUUUUGCAAGUGAAAUUAAAUAUGAAACUAGUGUCUAUUCAAAGUGGCUAAUAUCAGCUGACUUAAAUAAUGAUCAAAAUCAAGAUAUUGCAUUGAUUAAUCAAAAUAGUAACAAUAUUAUUGUAUUACUUGGUAAUGGAAAUGUAAAUUUACAAGCUCCACUAAACAAUACCGUCGGUGCCUAUCCGAAAAAUGUUAUCUCAGCUGAUUUCAAUAAUGAUAGUAAUCAAGAUUUGAUAGUCGUCAAUCAAAAUGAUAGUACAAUCGAUGUACUUUUUGGGCGUGGAGAUGGUUUUUUCGAUACAGCAAUUAACUACACCGUUGGUACAUUACCCUCCUAUGUAAUAUCAUUUGAUGUCAAUUCUGAUAAUAUACUCGAUUUAAUCGUAACAAAUCUUGGAGAUAGCACAAUAAGUGUGUUACUUGGUACAAAAACUGGAACUUUUCAAAUUCAAGAUCCAUAUCCGAUUAACGGAUCUUUAACUUGUCUUACAUCCGCUGAUGUAAAUAAUGAUGGGAAACAAGAUUUAAUAGUAACUAAUGGAAAUAAUAAUACAGUUAUUGUAUUAUUUAAUACUGUAAAUGGAACUUUUACAUAUUCAAAUGAUUAUAAAGUUGGUCGAACACCAAGUUUUAUAACCUCGGGUGAUUUUAAUAAUGAUAAAAAUAUCGAUUUAGUAGUCGCUAACUCUGGUUUUAAUACUAUCAGUGUACUUAUCAAUAAUGGCAAUGGAACGUUUGGUAAUGCAACAAAUAUUGCAGUUGGAAAAAAUCCAUAUUUUAUAUCAGCUGGUGAUUACAAUAAUGAUGGAAAUAUAGAUUUAAUAGUAGUCAACAGUGGCAGUGAUAGUCUCAGUGUAUUGUUGGGGUAUGGAAAUAGCACUUUUCAAAAUCAGCUUAGGUAUAGAACAGACAAUCAACCAACUUCCGUAGCAAUCGGUGACUUGAACAAAGAUAAUAAAUCGGAUUUAAUUGUUACAAAUGCUAAAACUAACGAUUUAUCUAUUUUUCUCAACAUAUGCUAA